GCUUAAUCAGCUUGCAGAUGAUCUCUGGAUGAAGCCAAGCUGAAAGGAAUUUCAAUGCACUCCUCCUGAUAGGCGUAGGCCUAAAAGGGCUGGCCUAGCUAAGCUUCAGCUUACAGUGCCAGUGUAGAUUUUUGCAGUCCGUCUGAAGUUUGUGUGCUUGUGUCCCCUGCAAAAUAUGCUUGGGAAAAAGUCUAACCGGUCCUCGAAUUUUACCAUAUAUGAGAAGAUCGAUUUGUUAAAACUUGUGCGCCCUUACAUUAAAGUCCUGGAGGUUCAUAAGAAUAACCAGGCUGUCAUAGUGGAAAAAAACCGCUGCUGGGAAAGUAUAGCUCAGCAAUACAAUGCUGUUGGAGUAGAUCGUCCAUCUCGUAGCGCACAGGCUUUGCGAACACUAUAUAAACGGAUUAAAGAAAGUGCCAAACAGGAGAUAGCAAGGAGAGAACAGCUGCAUCCAGACUAUAAAGGCAACAUCUCCGAGCCAACCCGGAGAAUUCUUGAAAUGAUUCCACACAUAUUCCAACCGCUUCUGAAGGUGCUGGAUGGUGACAACUUGCAAAGGCUUGGUGGAAGUCCUGCUUCCGAUCAAGGUUCUUGUGUGGAACAACCUUCCGGCUUGUAUCCGCAGCCUGGAACCUCUGGUUACCCAUCCCAUCCUUGUUCAGAAUGGAUUACACCGGACUCAGAACCCGAACACGAGGAAAAGCCUCCUCCAAUAUUAACUAUGCCAUCGGAACCAAAUGAAAGCAUUGAGCAGGCAAAAAGGAAGGAGAUCCGGGAGGCCACCAAUGACUCCGCCUCCCCGUUUUCGUCCUGCGAGGCCCAGUUAUCCCUGACGCCAUCUCCUCGACCGGCGAGAAGGGAAGACGUCUUGUUCGUCCACCAGCCACGACACCAGGGGUCCUCGCACCACCUGACCAGGCACAACGACGGAGAGAUCCAGUUGAUGUCCGCAGAGGAACACGAGAUAAUUAUGGAGAAUCAAAGAAAGUUUGGACUGUACCUUGACGAGAAAAGAGAAAGCCUGAAGAGAAAGCAAUUAUUGGAGGAAGAAUUGUUGAGGGCAAAAAUCAGGGUGGAAGAAUUAAAGGCGGCAAGGCUGCAACAAGGACUGCCAGUUCCCCAAGAUGCAUAAUGGUUGUGAAUAUGCCCUUUCAUCAGGCAGCUGACAAGUGGUGGAUUUUCAAUGGUUCUUUUUAUUAGAACGUGUACCGAGGUACAGAGAUUUUUUUUUUUUUUCCCCCAUACAGAUCAUUAAGAUUAUUGCCGUACAUCAGUACAAUCCCCGAUUAAGUACCGAAUGCAUAAAAAUGGCCUACAGAGCUCAAAUGCAAGAGUCGCUAGGGUUUUGGGCGCCAUUUUCAAAGUCCCGACUGCAACGGGCCUUUUUGUCGCCGCCGUCCUGAUCGUCCAGCGAACCGUCGUCCCCCUCCUUGCCCGGCCUUCAGCCUUCGUGCCCCAAUCCCAAGGAUUAAUCCCAAGGAUCAUUUCUAAUGUUGCAUUCUAUCAAAGAUCUCUUGAGUUUCAAUGACUGACUUUUUGAGCAAAUUUUACCUGAAUUGUAAUGCAGCCUAUUUUUAAAUUAAAUCCAUGA
This is a messenger RNA of Amblyraja radiata (thorny skate), 1591 nucleotides long. It is a transcript of the gene fsbp, whose product is annotated as fibrinogen silencer binding protein. The coding region runs from base 176 to 1132 and encodes 318 amino acids. NCBI's taxonomy places the organism in Eukaryota, Metazoa, Chordata, Chondrichthyes, Rajiformes, Rajidae. The record is from RefSeq and is a predicted model, not a curated record. The transcript is spliced from 2 exons.